CAUGGAAACGGAACGUUGACGUUUUACCGAGGUGACGUCAGAGCUGCACACCUUUCUACUAACUCCUAUUCGCCCUUGGACUUGGACACAAGUUGACCUGUGAAUAUCUGCUAAAAGCUACCUGCUGGAAGAGAUGGCCUCUAAUGGACCCCUUGUGGAGGAGGACGGCCUGCUGACCAGGAUCAGGCGCUGGAUCGCUUCUUUUGCGAGUGGCUCCUUUUGGCCUCUGCAUAAUGAGCGCCCUGACGUCGAGAGGCCCCCCGAUGAUCCUGUCCUGCCUGAUUACGAGGACGAGGACGAGGACGAGGACGAGGAAGAGGUUGGCCUUGUUUGGGGUGAUGAUGCGGACGGGCUUCAGGAGGCUGAGGCUGAGCCUCAGGGAGGUAACGGGGACGGUGAGCAGCAGGUCCCUCCGCCCUACUUUGGGCUGGGAUGGAGACAGGGUCCUGCUGCUCCUUUUCCUGUUUAUUACCCUGUUCCCUAUCUUCUUCCCUAUGCUUUCCCUCCUGCUGACCCUUAUGGUCCUCCUCCCGCUAACCCUUUUGCUAACCUUCAAGCUGAUCUUCAUGCUGACUAUUAUGGUUUUCCUGCUGACCCUUUCAUUGGCCCUCCUGCUGACCCUUACGGUCGUCCUCCUACUUUCUCUCCUGCCUACCCGUUUGGUGACUUUCAAGUUGACCCUCAUGCGGACCCUCAUGGUCUUCCUCAUAGUUUCCCAUCUGCUGACCCUCACGGUGGCUUUGAAGCCGUUGAGUAUUUUGAAGCCAUUGAGUAUUUUGUUGACAGGUACGCCUUUUGGCAACAUGGAGAGGAUGAGGACCAUCUUGAGGACCAUCUUGAGGAUUGGGACGAUGGGGACAAUGGGAUUGAGUUCCCUAUCCUGGAGGUUGAAGACAUCGGGCCAGUCUGCCAAUACGAUCCCCCUGAGGAACUCAGCGAGGCAGACUCUGGCCCCGGCCCCUCCACAAGGAGACGCAGGGAAGACAGCGACGGGGAGGAGGAGGCUGCUGCGAAGAGGCCGAGGUGGUCUGAUAACAGCGACUCGGAUUGACUCUAAACAUAGGAGCAAUCACUGAGUCCACAUUUCCCCUUCAUCACUUCCUCAUCACAACAGGACCAAUCAUUCCCGCCUUUGCGUCUGGCAGGGCUGGUGACACCCCUGGUAGCGUCUUGCACCGGGGGCUGGCCUCUGCGUCUGGCAGGGCUGGUGACACCCCCGGUAGCCUCUUGCACCGGGACCGUUGGAUUGAGGGCUGGCCUUUGUGUCUGGCAGGGCUGCGAACACCCCACGUAGCGUCUUGCACUGGGGCUUUUUGUGCAGUAAUUCCUCAUUUUUGAACGGUGGAUCGAUCGACAUUAUUUUAUUUCUUUCAUCCUGAGGGCCGGCCUUUGCGUCUGGCAAGGCCGUCAAUGCCCCAGGUAGUCCUAGCGUCUGGCAGGGCUGUCGACACCCCAUGCAUGUAGUCUUUGCGUCUGGCAGGGCGAGGAAUCUUCAGCCUUGUCUGUAUUCAAAUGAACACAAUAUUUCUUCCCACAGGGAGUUAGCUCAAAGUUGCCCAACGUUAGGUGUCCUAUUAGCAUGCCUCCUGAACGUCUUCAGAGAUAAAAAAAAAAAAAAAUGCCGUAUA
Molecule: messenger RNA, 1628 nt
Organism: Sebastes umbrosus (honeycomb rockfish)
Lineage: Eukaryota; Metazoa; Chordata; Actinopteri; Perciformes; Sebastidae
Exons: 3
Coding region: 134-1051 (305 amino acids)
Source: RefSeq, a predicted model, not a curated record